UUGAAGAAAAAACCCUCUGCUCGACUGGCGCGGUUAUUUGCUGCAGGUUCACGCCAUCAGUAAAUUAGGACAUGGAUUGCUGUUCUGUAACCAGCUUGCUAAUACAGGGAAAUUGAAGCGUGCUGACUAAAUGAGAUAAAAGCGCAUGGUUUACGGUGGUUUCCGUUUGUCCCACAGAGGCGUAUCGGUAGUGCUACAAUAUCAGCGCAGAAGGACGAGGCCAGUGAUCACAGUAAAGCUAUACCACGAAAUGGUCACGUCUAUUCUGGGAUUUCUUAUCCUGCCAAUAUGUCUUCAGCAGUGUGGUUAUGUUCGGGGAACAAGGACGGAAUGCGAGCCAUCGCAGUUCCAGUGUGGGAACGGCCGCUGCAUCCCUUCCGUGUGGCAGUGUGACGGGGACGAGGAUUGCUCGGACGGGAGCGACGAGAACACCUGUGUAAGGAAGACCUGUGCAGAAGUGGACUUCGUCUGCCGCAAUGGUGCGUGUGUCCCCAAGAGAUGGCACUGUGACGGGGAGCCAGACUGUGAAGAUGGAUCCGACGAGAGCUUGGAAGUUUGCCACACACGGACCUGUCGAGUCAAUGAGUUCAGCUGUGGGGCAGGGUCAAUGCAGUGCAUCCCGGUCUUCUGGAAGUGCGAUGGAGAGAAGGAUUGCGAUAAUGGAGAGGAUGAGACUAACUGUGGUAACAUUACCUGUGCCCCGAUGGAGUUUACCUGCGCUAGCGGGCGCUGCAUCUCACGCAACUUUGUGUGCAACGGCGAGGACGAAUGUGGCGACGAGAGCGACGAGGUGGGCUGUGCCCCUUCCUCCUGCGGGCCCAGCGAGUUCCAGUGCGACAACGCCACCUGCAUCCCGGGCAGCUGGGUGUGUGACGACGACGUGGACUGCCAGGACCAAUCAGACGAGUCUCCCCAGCGCUGCGGUCGCCACCCCACUCCGCCGACGAAGUGCCCCUCCAGUGAGACGCAGUGUGGCUCAGGAGAGUGCAUCCACCGCAAGUGGCGCUGCGAUGGGGACCCUGACUGCAAGGACGGCAGCGACGAGGCCAACUGCCCUGUUCGAACAUGCAGGCCAGACCAGUUUAAGUGUGACGAUGGCAACUGUAUCCAUGGUAGCCGGCAGUGCAACGGAUUGCGUGACUGUGCCGACGGCAGCGAUGAGGUCAACUGCAAAAACUUGACCCAGUGCAAUGGCCCAGACAAGUUCAAGUGUCGGAGCGGGGAAUGCAUCGAGAUGAGCAAAGUGUGCAACAAGAACCGGGACUGUCCGGACUGGAGCGACGAGCCCCUCAAAGAAUGCAACCUGAAUGAAUGUCUGCUGAACAAUGGAGGCUGCUCACACAUUUGCCGGGACAUGGUGAUUGGCUACGAGUGUGACUGCACACCAGGGCUGCAACUCAUUGACCGCAAGACCUGUGGUGAUAUCAAUGAGUGUCUGAAUCCUGGCAUCUGCAGCCAGAUCUGUAUCAACUUGAAAGGGGGGUAUAAGUGUGAGUGUCACAGUGGAUAUCAGAUGGACCCAACCACAGGAGUGUGCAAAGCAGUGGGGAAGGAGCCCUGCUUGAUCUUCACCAACCGGCGAGACAUUCGCAAACUGGGACUGGAGCGAAGGGAGUACACCCAGAUCGUGGAGCAGCUACGCAACACAGUGGCCCUGGAUGCUGACUUUACCCAGCAGAGGAUCUUUUGGGCUGACCUUGGGCAGAAGGCCAUCUUCAGCACUUUAUUGGACAAACGAGAUGAGGUGGGCAGCUACACAAAAGUGAUUGACAACUUGCAGACCCCUGUUGGGAUUGCGGUGGACUGGAUUUAUAAGAACAUCUACUGGUCCGACCUGGGCACCAAGACCAUCACCGUGGCCAACUUCAAUGGGACUAAGAAGAAGGUUCUGUUCAACAGUGGCUUGAAGGAGCCUGCCUCCAUUGCAGUGGAUCCCCUCUCUGGAUUCUUGUACUGGUCCGAUUGGGGUGAGCCGGCCAAGAUUGAGAAGUCCGGUAUGAACGGAGUUGACAGGCAGGUCCUGGUCGAGACGGACAUUCAGUGGCCUAAUGGAAUCACUUUGGACUUGAUCAAGAGCAGACUCUACUGGGUUGACUCCAAGCUCCACAUGCUCUGUAGUGUGGAUCUUAAUGGCAACAACCGACGGAAGGUCCUUCAGUCUCCGGAUUACCUGGCCCAUCCCUUUGCCCUCACUGUCUUUGAGGAUCGAGUGUUCUGGACAGAUGGGGAGAACGAGGCGAUCUACGGAGCAAACAAGUUCACCGGAUCGGAUGUGAUUACGCUGGCCAGCAAUCUGAAUGAACCGCAGGACAUCAUUGUUUACCAUGAGCUGAUCCAGCUGUCCGGAACCAACUGGUGUGCUGAGAAGGAGGUGAAUGGUGGCUGUGCCUAUAUGUGCCUGCCAGCCCCACAGAUCAACAAGCACUCCCCGAAAUACACGUGCGUCUGUCCGCAGGGCAAGGAGCUGGCUGCCGACGGCUUCCGCUGCAAACCUGUCACCACAGCUACAUCUCCAGUGCCCACAAGGCAUGAUGGGAAAAUGCAAACACGCCCCACUCGUCCUCCAGUCAUCACAGCCACAUCUCCAGUGCCCACAUGGUAUGAUUGGAAAAUGCAAACAAGGCCCACUCAUCCUCCAGUCAUGCCAGCCACAUCUUCAGCCCCCACAAAGCAUGAUGGGAAAGUGCAAAUGCGCCCCACUCGUCCUCCAGUAAAGACGACCGCAUCUUCGGUGCCGAAAAAGCAUGAUGGGAAAGCGCAAAUGCUCCCCACUCGUCCUCCAGUCACAACGGCCACGUCUUCAGCGCCCACAAAGCAUGGUGGGAAAAUGCAAGUGGGCCCCAUUCAUCCUCCAGUGUCCGCAAUACCAAAAGUCAUCCCCAAGCCAGUCCCUGAUGAGGGGAAUGUCAGCACCUCCAUCCAUGAGGUGAAUUCAUCUGCAAAAGGGUCUGCUGCAGCCUGGGCCAUUCUCCCUGUCUUGUUGUUGGCCAUGGCUGCUGCUGGAGGCUACCUGAUGUGGCGCAACUGGCAACUCAAGAACAAGAAGAGCAUGAACUUCGACAACCCCGUGUACUUGAAGACCACCGAAGAAGACCUCAACAUCGACAUCAGCAGACAUGCCUCUUCUGUCGGCCACACAUACCCGGCGAUAUCAGUUGUGAAUACAGAAGAUGACUUAUCGUAACCCUACCCUAAGAUGCUACUUCAUCUGUUAACGGUUUUUGGUAUCCAUGCCAAUGCCUGCUAUUGCAGCAGAGCUACAACCAGAUGCCUUCUGAAGUGCAUUAAGUUGAUAUUUUUGAGGGAUGUAUGUGUCACUGUUUAUUGUGCAUACAAUAAUGCAUUGCAUCCUUUAAGCCUGCUUUAAGCAUACCCAAAGCAACAGAAUUUUGGGGCAUGGUCCAUUUCCACUCCAGUUUCCAGUUUCUGCAGCUCAACAUGGUUCAUUGGUUAUUGGGGGACCCAGGUUUGGUCUCACUGCAAUCCCGUCUGAUAUUUAUGGUUUGAAUAUUUAAUGAGAUGCAAAUUUUAGACAGUCAUGGCUUAAAGAUGUAUCUUUUUUCUGAACAUUACCUCCUGAAGCACAUUCUUAUGAAGCUGUUGUGUGUGUAUGUGCGGGGGAAAUGAGCUCUGUAAGGAAAGUGCUGUUGUGACAUUUGUAAAACAAAAAAAUUGUACAUAUCCCUCCCUAGAGAACAUAAUCAGGACUCUCAAGCACUUUGUUCAAAUGCUCCUCUGUAAAUAAGAUUGUAUACAUUUGACCGAAUCAAUUUUUUGCUAUGGUUGGGCAUAGUACCAGGGUAGAGGAAAAUGUAUUUAAAACUGAAUAAUUUGUUAAAAUAUUUUGUAUGUUUGUGUGCCGUUCCUGUGACCUUUUAUAGCAUUGUACAGGGGGACUAAAAGCUCUGUACU
Molecule: messenger RNA, 3912 nt
Organism: Megalops cyprinoides (Indo-Pacific tarpon)
Lineage: Eukaryota; Metazoa; Chordata; Actinopteri; Elopiformes; Megalopidae
Gene: vldlr
Product: very low density lipoprotein receptor
Exons: 24
Coding region: 146-3184 (1012 amino acids)
Molecular function (GO): protein binding; calcium ion binding
Source: RefSeq, a predicted model, not a curated record